Suncus etruscus (white-toothed pygmy shrew) is the source of this 1060-nucleotide messenger RNA. RefSeq names its product short chain dehydrogenase/reductase family 9C member 7 (gene SDR9C7). The record is from RefSeq and is a predicted model, not a curated record. The transcript is spliced from 4 exons. Gene Ontology annotation, molecular function: oxidoreductase activity. NCBI's taxonomy places the organism in Eukaryota, Metazoa, Chordata, Mammalia, Eulipotyphla, Soricidae. Bases 1 to 942 code for a protein of 313 amino acids.
AUGGCGGCCAUCACAGACCUUUCCUGUAUGUAUCGCUGGUUCAAGAACUGCAAUGUGGUACGGGAUCUCUCAGAAAAGUAUGUCUUCAUCACCGGCUGUGACUCGGGCUUUGGAAACCAGCUGGCCAAGCGACUGGUUGACAGGGGCAUGCGGGUACUGGCUGCCUGCUUCACAGAGGAAGGGUCCCAGAAGCUUCAGCAGGAUACAUCCUACCAGCUGCAGACCACCCUACUGGAUGUCACCAAGACAGAGAGCAUCAAGGCGGCGGCCCAGUGGGUGAGGGACCAAGUGGGCGAGCAAGGUCUUUGGGCCUUGGUGAACAAUGCUGGUGUGGGACUGCCCAGUGGUCCCAAUGAAUGGCUGACCAAGGAGGACUUCGUGAAGGUGAUCAAUGUGAACCUGGUGGGACUGAUUGAAGUGACUCUCAACAUGCUGCCCCUGGUCAAGAAAGCCCGGGGUAGGGUUGUCAACAUGUCCAGCUGUGGUGGUAUAGUGGCUGCCAUUGGUGGUGGCUACUGCGUCUCCAAGUUUGGUGUUGAGGCCUUCUCUGACAGCAUCAGGCGCGAGAUGCACUACUUUGGAGUGAAGGUCAGCAUCCUCGAGCCGGGGAACUACCGGACUAGCAUUCUGGGCAACGAAGGUAUAGAACUGCGCAUGAGGAAACUGUGGGAAAGACUACCCCAGGAAACCAAGGAUAGCUAUGGAGAGGAUUACUUCCUUAUCUACACUGACAAGUUGAAAAACAUGCUGCAGUUGGCAGAGCCAAGAAUCGAUGCAGUCGUUGACUGCAUGGAGCAUGCUGUGGUUUCCCGAAGUCCCCGCAUUCGCUACAACCCUGGCUUAGAUGCCAAAUUCCUCUACAUCCCCUUGGCUAAGUUGCCCACUCCUGUGACAGAUUUUAUCCUGAGCCGGUAUCUUCCAAGGCCAGCAGACAGUGUCUAAACUGGAAACAACUGAGAGAUCAGUGGAAUGUACAGGAGGGAAGUGGGAGUAGAGACUGUGGGGUUUCCAAUAGCUGGUAUCAGUUGUUCUGGGGGACAUUACUUGGUUGACAUUCACU